Umbelopsis ramanniana AG is the source of this 2070-nucleotide messenger RNA. RefSeq lists its product as uncharacterized. The record is from RefSeq and is a predicted model, not a curated record. The coding region runs from base 30 to 1961 and encodes 643 amino acids. The transcript is spliced from 5 exons. Gene Ontology annotation, molecular function: NAD+ kinase activity. Lineage: Eukaryota; Fungi; Mucoromycota; Umbelopsidomycetes; Umbelopsidales; Umbelopsidaceae. Gene Ontology annotation, biological process: NAD+ metabolic process; NADP+ biosynthetic process.
AAAGUUUUUAGCUUCAACAAGUAAGAAUCAUGACAGAUUCAACCCAUCCAAGCGACAAGAGCGGCUUUGAAUGGCUAUGCGAUAAUGAAAAGUCGUAUAAAGAACACACGCACGCUAAUAAAGAUAACCCGCAAGAUUCGAAAAUGUCAGCCCCUUACAAACAGACUUCACCUACCACUCAUUUAGCUGAGAAAGCGGACGUCGUCCGUGAAGUGGCAAGGAAGAUUGGACGAGCUCGGGUCAAAUGGGAUAAUCCCCAAAGCGUGAUGAUCAUCACAAAGCCUGGCGAUUUAUCUCUGGUUCGGAAGACUCGCCAGCUUGCUCUAUGGUUCAUGCGUACCCCGCGAUAUGGCAAACCUAGUGGUAUUACUGUCUAUGUCGACGAGAAGCUGCAAAAGUCUAAACGCUUUAAACUGGAGCGUUUCCAAGCAGAAUCACCAGACCUCAUUGAUAAGUUAAAAUUCUGGACUCCAGAAUUAUGUGCUACUCAUCCAAAGCUGUUUGACUUCAUUGUAACGCUUGGUGGCGAUGGAACUGUCCUUUUCACAUCGUGGUUAUUCCAAUCUGUCGUUCCACCUGUCAUCCCAUUCCACCUUGGUUCUCUUGGCUUCUUGACACCUUUUGAUUUUGAUCAUCACCAGUAUCAUUUGACACAGGCCAUGGAAAAUGGUGUUCGAAUUAAUCUACGAGUGCGCUUCACUUGUACGGUAUACCGACGUGUACCUGGUCCAAAUUGCACCAAGGCUAAAGACGUACAGCUUCGUAAUGUAAAGCGUAAUACUAAAACAGGCAAGGUCAUUGUAGGCGACUGGUGCGAACGGAAGAUGGGCCACAAGAAGACUCAGAAAGUAUUCGGCGAAGUUGACGGUGAUGAUGUCAAAGAAGAAAACAUUCAACAAUGGAUGGAAGAAGACGGUGAAGAUGGACAGAAGAUGCGCGUCCCGUGUUUUACCACUGUUCCAGCGGAAAAGUAUCAAGUGCUCAAUGACCUAGUCGUUGACCGGGGACAAAAUUCAUUCAUGGGAGAAUUGGAAUUAUUUGGUAGCGAUGGAGCUUAUGAUCAGCACUUGACUACCGUUGCUGCUGACGGCCUGAUAGUAGCUACUCCUACUGGUAGCACUGCAUACUCGCUUUCAGGAGGUGGCCCAUUGACCCAUCCCGAUAUACCUGCUAUGCUGAUAACCCCCAUAUGCCCACAUACCCUAUCUUUUCGUCCAACCCUUGUUCCCGACACCAUUGACCUCAGAAUCUGCGUUCCGUACACCUCACGAAGCACUGCGUGGGUUAGCUUUGACGGUCGCGGAAGAGUUGAACUUAAACAGGGAGACCAUGUUAAAGUCACAGCCUCAAGGUAUCCACUCCCGACGAUCUGCAAAAAAAGUCAAUCAGAUGAUUGGUUCAAUUCGCUAUCACGCUGCCUGCAUUGGAAUGAACGACAACGUCAAAAGUCAUUUGUAGUAGUCGAGUCAAAUCGAUCACAACAAAAGUCUACUAGUAACCAGCCCGCUGUGGGUAGACAAAAUAGCAUCAGCCAUCCGUCUUCCAGGAGUGCAUCAGCAUUAUCCUUACCGAAGUUAGCAGCAGCGGCAAGUCCCCCGCAUUCGACGAGUCAUACGCCGUUUAGACGACAGCCACCUUAUGCGUCCUCGUCAAGUUCUGGGUCGGAAAACGGGCAAGACGAAGUCUUUGCUAUGUUUGAAGAUGACAAGAAUUUCAGCCCUCCCAUGUAUAGUCACCGACGCUCUAGCGCUGGUGGAUGGAGUCAAUCAAGCGAUAGCAGCCCUGAGUUCCAAGCCGAAGAUACAUUAGGGAAGAAUUAUGACGACCCAAACUAUGAAUCAUCGGAUGAUAGUGAUGACGAUGAAGACGGUUUCGUUGGCUGGAACGACGAAGAGCUUCUGCGAGCAAGACAAUUGGCUGGGGUAGCCCAUGACCUUCAAAAGCUUCACACUUCUCAUUAAAGCAGAACAUUUGUAUCAUAGCAUCCAGUGGCCCUGAGCAUCUUUUUUUUUUCCUUGUUGUGAACAUAAACAACCCUCUUGCUUUUCCCACAAACUGAUGUUCAGAAAA